Molecule: messenger RNA, 1407 nt
Organism: Cyprinodon variegatus (sheepshead minnow)
Lineage: Eukaryota; Metazoa; Chordata; Actinopteri; Cyprinodontiformes; Cyprinodontidae
Product: calcium uniporter regulatory subunit MCUb, mitochondrial-like
Exons: 10
Coding region: 371-1294 (307 amino acids)
Biological process (GO): calcium import into the mitochondrion; mitochondrial calcium ion homeostasis
Cellular component (GO): mitochondrial inner membrane; uniplex complex
Molecular function (GO): calcium channel inhibitor activity
Source: RefSeq, a predicted model, not a curated record
AGGUCUGUAGAACACACCUGCUGACAUUUAGUCCCGCUGUUCUGAUGUGUCCUGGAGAUGAAAUCCGACCCUGAGAGCAUGAGGGUGGAGAUAAAUGAGUUUCCUGAGCCACGUAUGGAGCGGCAGUUCCGCCCUCAGCUGGCGGCUGUCAGCCGGGGGCCCCUCUGACUCAGUCUGUGCUCCUGCAGGGAGAUCUGCCUCUGAAACCACCGAGAAAUGGAGGGAGAAGAAAUGCUGGAAGACUUCCUGGGAGUGAUGACUAUUCAACCAGUACAAGUAUGAACUUACGCCAACAGCUGGAUCCUGGUUGAAGCGAAAUAUCUGAUUUGGAUUCCAGUAAUCAUGAUCAUGAGGGUCUUCAUGACCAAGCAUGGACCUUGGUAAGAACUGGAACUUGUCCAGUUCAGUGUGGUCCACCAGUGUCAUUUCCAGUUACAGCAGUCAGGCUACAUCCAAAGAUGUUUCUCUGCGCUACAGCUUCGGACGCCCCGUCCUCUCCCUGCAGCUCCCUGCAGGUCAGAAAUGCCGUUUCACUCUGACGCCGAUGUUGACCACUGUGGACGACUUGCUGCAGGACAUAAAAGCCAAGGAUGUUACUGUGGAAAGCGCUGCACUGUUAAACAAAGAUGGACAGAGGAUCUCCUCCUGCACUUUGAUGGAAACUGUCCUCAUUAAUGACUUUCAGAUCCUCCUCAAUGACAACACGUACAACGUUCGCUCGCUUGGACAAGGCUCGUCCAAUGAGCACGUGCUGGGUUUGGAUGACAUGAAGUACACGGUCCACCUUCUCCACGCUGCUCUGAGUCUUCCUAAGCAGUUACAUCUCAGGCAUUCGGAGCUGCUGGUGGAAAAGGAGAAGCUGACACAGCAGCUGAAGCCACUAGAGACUGUGAAAAUGCUGAUGGCGAAGGAAGCAGAGAGUCGAGCGACCCUGCUGGGUUGGGUGGGGCUGGCCUACCUAUCUCUGCAGGGGGGAUUCCUGGGAUACCUCACCUGGUACGUGUUCGCCUGGGACGUAAUGGAGCCGGUCACCUUCUUCAUAUCUUGCACCACAAGCAUGAUCUUCUUCGGCUACUACAUCCUUACCAAGCAGGAUUUCGUCAUGCACGAGGUCUGGGAUCGUCACUUCCUGCUCCACUUCCACAAGAAGGCGUCAGUGGAGAGGUUUGACGUUGAUGAGUACAACAAGCUGAAAGACAAGCUUGCAAAGGUGGAGGACGACCUGCAGAGACUGAGGAGCGCCAUUCAGCUGCAGCUGCCAGUCGAUCAGAUUCAACCUCAGAGAUCAACCUGAACUUUAACCUCCAUCCCCUAAAUGACAUGUUUGCACUUUUAGGCAUUUGUUUAUUUUUUAUGAAAGCUGAUUAAAACAUUUUCUCGGAUGAGACAAUAAAGUAAAACACUGGU